AUGUGAGACACCUGUAUGGUGCAUCACACGUCUUUUGCAUGAUUAGAUUUGAGUGGAUGUUAAUGCAGAUGUAAAUAAGUUUCUUUUAAUUGUACUGGGAGAAAUUAAAGAGCAUCUCAAUUUAAAGAGAUCUUUUAUUGGACGUGUGCACAUGCUUGCUUCAGUCUUCCUGUAUUUCUUGCUGCUUACUGAGGAAGGUUUUUCUGUUGGAUCUAGUUUCUAGCAUCAAUACCUGAACAACAUCGCAGACUCCUGCAGGAGACACAGGUCUGACAGCAUGCAGUUCUUAUUUGAGUUUCUAUUCUCUCCACUGCCCACCUCAGCACUGGUGUUCUUGUUUGGGCUUGGUACAGUCGCUCUGACUUAUCUCAACACCAGGCCCAAGCCCCUGCAACCCCCUGUCGAUCUGAAUAGACAAACUGUGGGCAUUGCGGGUGGAGCCAGGAAGAAUGCAAUUCUAAAAGAUGACAACCUAAUAUCCUAUUUACAUGAGGAUGCUAAGACUCUUUAUGAGGUCUUUCAAAGGGGAAUACAUGCCUCAGGAAAUGGACCUUGUUUGGGGUACAGAAAGCCUGGGAAGCCGUACCAAUGGCUAAAAUACAAACAGGUUUCAGAUAGGGCUGAGUACUUGGGAUCUGGACUUCUCCACAGAGGACUGGAGCCCUCGACAAAAUCAUUUAUUGGCAUCUUUGCUCAAAAUCGACCAGAGUGGAUUAUCUCUGAGCUGGCCUGCUACACAUAUUCAAUGGUGGCAGUUCCUCUGUACGACACGCUUGGACCUGAGGCACUUGUCUUCAUCAUUAACAGAGCCAAUAUAUCUAUUGUACUUUGUGACAAGCAGGACAAAAUGGAAAUACUUCUCGCUAACUGUGAAAAAGGUCUUACGCCUGUCCUCAAAACUAUCAUUGUUAUGGACCCAUUUGAUGCUGCUGUGACAGAACGAGCAUCCAAGUGUACAGUGGAAAUCUUAAGUCUGAAGGAUGUUGAGGCUCUGGGAAAAGAUCAUCUUCGAAAGCCAAUUCCACCAAAGCCUGAAGACUUGAGUAUUGUGUGCUUUACCAGUGGGACUACUGGUGAUCCAAAAGGAGCCAUGUUAUCCCAUGAAAAUGUAGUGGCAGAUUCUGCUAGCUUUGUUAAAAGCUUUGAGAGUGCCUUCACACCACUUCCCGCUGAUGUGUUGAUCUCGUUCCUGCCGCUGGCUCACAUGUUUGAAAGAGUGGUGCAAACAGUGAUCUAUGGUGCGGGUGGAAGGGUAGGCUUCUUCCAAGGAGACAUCAAACUGCUUCCUGAUGACAUGAAAACCCUAAAGCCCACAGUUUUCCCAGUCGUUCCACGCCUUCUAAAUCGUGUAUAUGACAAGAUUCAAAGUGGGGCCCAGACUCCAUUCAAGAAAUGGCUCCUGAACUUUGCUGUUCAAAGAAAACACGCAGAGGUGAAGAAGGGCAUCAUCAGAAACAACAGCAUAUGGGACAGGUUUAUCUUCCACAAAGUGCAGGAAUCUCUUGGGGGAUCUGUGCGGGUGAUGGUGACAGGUGCUGCUCCCAUUUCACCUAGUGUGCUCAGCUUCCUUAGAGCAUGCCUCGGUUGCCAGAUAUUUGAGGCAUAUGGCCAAACUGAGUGCACAGCUGGCUGCACCAUCUCCCUGCCUGGAGACUGGACUGCUGGGCAUGUUGGAGUACCUGUUCCAUGUAAUGUGGUCAAGCUAGUUGAUGUUGAGGAAAUGAAUUAUUUAGCAUCUAAUAAUGAAGGAGAGGUUUGUAUAAAAGGAAAGAACGUGUUCUGUGGAUACUUGGGUGAUCCAGAGAGGACAGCUGAGGCCCUCGACCAAGAUGGAUGGCUACAUACUGGAGACAUUGGCAAAUGGCUUCCGAAUGGAGUUUUGAAGAUCAUUGACAGAAAGAAAAACAUUUUCAAACUGGCACAAGGAGAGUACAUUGCUCCUGAAAAGAUUGAGAAUGUUUACAUUCGAUGUCCUUCAGUUGCUCAAGUAUUUGUUCAUGGGGACAGUUUGCAGUCCUGCUUAGUGGGUAUUGUGGUACCAGAUGCUGAGAUACUGCCUAGUUUGGCUGAGAAGCUUGGAGUAAAGGGUUCAAUGGAAGAAUUGUGUAAAAACCAGCAAAUUAAGAAGGCCAUCCUCUCUGACCUUGUAAAGAUGGGCCGUGAAGCAGGUCUCAAAUCUUUUGAACAAGUAAAAGACCUGCAUCUCCACCCUGAGCAGUUCACUAUAGAGAAUGGUCUUCUUACGCCAACACUUAAAGCUAAAAGAGCUGACCUUUGCAAGUUCUUCAAACAGGAGAUUGAAAAUCUUUAUGCUAAACUGCAGUGAUGCAUCAACAAAGGCUAUAUAGAUUACAUUCCUGUGACUUAAAAAACAACUCCAAAGGAAUGUAAACCAUCAAGCUUAGAGCACAAGGUAUAGAGAUACAGUAUUGGUUUUAUAUCAAAGCUAAAUUUGCUUGUCUGUGUCCAUUAAGCCUUGUUUUUGCUCGAACGUACAGUACAUGUUAAUGUGAAAACUCCAUUGUCUACAUAAUCUCCAUACACUGUAACUGUAAUGUUUGUGAGAUUUCCCUGGAACAUAAUUUCAAAGCAGUUCCUGAACCCUAUAAUGGAACUAAAAAGUAGUUCAUCUGAGCUCAGUUGUAACAGGAUUUUGUUAUUAGAUAUAAGGAAAUGCAUUUAUAACACAAAUACAAAUUUUUGCCAUAUUUUAAAAUAUAUUUAAAGACACAGGAAUUUCUUAAUAAAUUUGUUCUAUGUUUAUCUAACUUUUGAAAUUCUAAAAUUAAAUUUUAAUUGUUGUGUUACCAUAGUUUUAACAAAGAUGAACAGGAAAAUGCAGUUUUUUAUGUACUCAU
Molecule: messenger RNA, 2858 nt
Organism: Clarias gariepinus (North African catfish)
Lineage: Eukaryota; Metazoa; Chordata; Actinopteri; Siluriformes; Clariidae
Gene: acsl5
Product: acyl-CoA synthetase long chain family member 5
Exons: 22
Coding region: 278-2326 (682 amino acids)
Biological process (GO): long-chain fatty acid metabolic process
Cellular component (GO): mitochondrion; membrane; endoplasmic reticulum
Molecular function (GO): arachidonate-CoA ligase activity
Source: RefSeq, a predicted model, not a curated record